Messenger RNA from Taeniopygia guttata (zebra finch), 1311 nucleotides. RefSeq names its product YEATS domain containing 4 (gene YEATS4). Lineage: Eukaryota; Metazoa; Chordata; Aves; Passeriformes; Estrildidae. The record is from RefSeq and is a predicted model, not a curated record. Gene Ontology annotation, biological process: regulation of DNA-templated transcription.
GGGGGAUGGCGGUCGCGGGGCGGCGGCGGCGGCGGGAGCGGCGGCGGUGCCGGGCGGGGCGGGCGCGGGUGGCGGCGGCGGCGGGCGGCGCCCCCGGGCAAUAUGUUCAAGAGAAUGGCAGAGUUCGGGCCUGACUCCGGCGGCAGGGUGAAGGGCGUUACCAUCGUGAAGCCGAUCGUGUACGGGAACGUCGCGCGGUACUUCGGGAAGAAGAGGGAGGAGGAUGGUCACACUCACCAGUGGACGGUGUAUGUGAAGCCGUACCGGAACGAGGACAUGUCUGCAUAUGUGAAAAAAAUUCAAUUCAAGUUGCAUGAAAGCUACGGUAAUCCUUUAAGAGUUGUUACCAAACCACCAUAUGAAAUCACUGAAACAGGCUGGGGUGAAUUUGAAAUAAUCAUUAAGAUAUUUUUCAUUGAUCCAAAUGAAAGACCUCUUGACCAAGCUGUCCUAAGGUUGGUUGGGUGUUUUUUCUUUGCUGCUGUUCUUGGAAGGCUGUUUGGGAGCCUGUCACGUUCUUCCUUUCCAGGAGGUACCAAGGGGAGUCAGGUAACUUUAUAUCACUUGCUGAAGCUUUUUCAGUCGGAUACCAAUGCCAUCCUGGGGAAGAAAACUGUAGUUUCUGAAUUCUAUGAUGAAAUGAUAUUUCAAGAUCCUACUGCAAUGAUGCAGCAGCUGUUAACAACAUCUCGUCAGCUAACACUAGGUGCUUAUAAACAUGAAACAGAGUUUGCAGAUCUUGAAGUGAAAACCAGGGAGAAGCUUGAAGCUGCCAAAAAGAAGACUAGUUUUGAAAUUGCUGAGCUUAAAGAAAGACUAAAAGCAAGUCGUGAAACCAUCAACUGUUUAAAGAAUGAAAUCAGAAAACUUGAAGAAGAUGAUCAGUCUAAAGAUAUGUGACAAGUGCUGACUUGAGUGUGUACUGAAAAUGGAAAGACUUCAGUCAUAGAAUUGUAUGAGUUUUCUUCAGUUCUUUAACUGGGACUACAAGAAUUUCUCUGGCAAAUGAUGCGAGUUUGUGGCUAUCAACUCCAUAAAUGGAAGAAAAAAGAAAGAAUGUAUUCUUGUUUUAUAGGUAAAAUCUGUGGGUACUUAGGAUUUUUUUCAAGUGGAAGUGGUCUUGAAGACCAGACUACUUUUUCUUGGAAAACUGCAUUUGAGUCGUGUAUGAAAACUUUGUAUUAAGUCUUGUAUUAGUUCAAUGUGAUUUUACAAAAUGCUGGUGUUUACUUUUUUUACUUUUUUUUUCUACUGACUGUUUAGAGCCGCAUCUUUAAAGCUAAAAAUAAAAUAUGCAGUUUUUUAUUUUAA